AUGUUGUCAUGUAAGCACGAUAACAUCAUCAAAUCUUUACUCCUAGCCAUUCAGCUCCAGUUAUCUGUCUUACAUGCCAGUCAAAAACAAAUUAAGAUGGAUAUUAACAGCCUUGGAAAUGAAAUAAUGAUCAAAGGAUCUCCAAAGCAAAAUCUCUCUUUGUUUAUUAAUACUUCAAGUGAGUUUAUUUUCAAAUCUGUGAUCAACAUUCGUAAUGUCACUUUAGAACAUGUUUACCAAAUGAUGAGUCAACAUCUUGGAAUCAAGGUUACAGCAUCCAAAAAAGCAACACUCAGGACCUGUACGAAACUUGUAUGUAAUGAGUUAGCCACCCUUCCUUCUGUACAAGCUUUUGGCCCUCGUCCUAAUGCCAUCAAAAUUGGGCAUCCAUUGCAAGAGUCAGUCAUCUCUGGAAAGAUCAUCAAAGGAGGCAAUUGUAAGUAA
Messenger RNA from Phycomyces blakesleeanus NRRL 1555(-), 444 nucleotides. RefSeq lists its product as hypothetical. The transcript is spliced from 4 exons. Lineage: Eukaryota; Fungi; Mucoromycota; Mucoromycetes; Mucorales; Phycomycetaceae. The coding region runs from base 1 to 444 and encodes 147 amino acids. The record is from RefSeq and is a predicted model, not a curated record.